AAAUUAAAGUCUUUAAUUUGAAUAUACUCAAAAGUAACUCCAACAAAAUACAUCACAAGUGGCGACGAGGAAAAUUAAUUAAUAAAUUAAAAAGAAAAAUCGAAUAUAUUAUUAAUGAAAAAUGAUGGCGGAAAUUAUUGUGGGUCAUCUUCGCGAAUUCACGUUACGAAAUUCCGAUUGGUCAAUUUUUCUACCGAGGCUGGAGAGCUAUUUCACAGCAAAUAAUAUUGGUGAAGAUAAAGCAAAGAAGAAAAGAGCUAUAUUAUUGAAUAUUUUGGAUGAGGACGCCUACAAAUUAUUAUUCGAUCUGGUGAGUCCCGAAAAACCCGAAGAUAAGACGUAUUCCGACCUAGUAGCGGUUCUUAGCAGUCAUUUUCAACCCCAAAAAAGUGCGUUUGCUGCGCGAUAUCAAUUUUAUUCGGCAAAAAAGGAAGUUGCUGAAACGGCGAAACAAUGGGCUGCACGUUUACGCGGUUUGGCGGUGAGCUGCGAAUUUGGAGCUGAGCUACAGGUUUGCCUACGGGACAAGUUUGUUUUUGGAUUCGAAAAAGGGCCAAUUAUGGAUCGAUUAAUGGAAGAAGAGAUUACAAAAGAUUUCAACGGCAUGGUUUCACUCGCGGUGUCAAAAAUGGCGGCCAACGAGGUUCGAGACGUCAUCAUUAAACAAGAAGAAAUUCACCAGCUGAGGGAGAGACGUACAGAUUUUGGAAGUAGGGAUGCCCAAGCAAGUUCCAGUCAAACUAAAGGAAGACAGCGCUAUCCCGUCUGUAGCGUUUGCGGUAAAAAUAAUCAUUUGUAUGAACGUUGUUAUUUUAAAAACGCUACUUGUUCUAAAUGUAAAAAAAUAGGCCAUUUGGCAGCUAUGUGUAAAGCGACCGGAAGUUACAAGGUUUCUAAUCAAAGGAAUAGAUAUAAAUCAAAUAAAAAACAUCAUUUUAUUAACGAUAAAUCAGAUAACGAUCAAGACGAUCUUUGCAUUUUUAAUUUUGAAUCUGAAAUUCAUAAACCACCAUUUUACGUUAACGUUAUUGUUGAACAGAUAUUAAUAAAAUUUCAAAUUGAUUCCGGUAGCGGAAUAACAUGUAUAUCUGAAAAACUAUAUAAAGAACAUUUUUCUGGUAUUAAAUUGAUAACAUCAAAUAAAACCUUUUAUUUUUAUAAUGGCGCACAAGUAAAACCAGUAGGUGUUAUGUCAGUAUUAGUAGAAUUUAAAAAUAAAACCGCUAAAUUAAAUAUCUAUGUAAUGAAAAAUGGAGGUCCACCAUUAGUUGGUAGAGAUUUUCUUGCAAAUUUCGAUAUUGGUUUUUCAAAUAUUAAUUAUAUUAAUUGCAAAGCCGAAUUGAAUAAAUUGGUAAAAAAAUAUCAAAAUGUUUUUAAUUCAGGUUUAGGAUUUUUUCGAAAAGGCUUAGCCUCUAUUAAGUUAAUUAACGAAAACAUAACUCCUAAAUUUAUAAAAGCUAGACCGAUUCCUUUUGCAAUAAAAAAUAAAGUUGAAGACGAAUUAAAGCGAUUAUUGGAUCUUGGUGUAAUAGAACCUGUUGACUACAGUAGAUGGGCGACUCCAAUAGUUCCCGUUAUGAAAAAAAAUGGCGAAAUUCGUAUUUGCGGUGAUUUUAAAAUUACUGCCAAUCCCGUAAUCGAAAUUGAUAAACAUCCAUUACCUCGAAUAGAGGAAUUAUUUAAUUGUUUACAAGGUGGAGUUGAAUUUACAAAAUUAGAUUUGUCCCAAGCUUACCAGCAAAUUGGAGUAGAUAAAGGAAGUCAGGAGCUUCUAACUAUAUCAACUCAUAUUGGUCUUUUUAGAUACAAACGUUUAACUUUUGGUAUUUCCUGCGCACCAGCAAAGUUUCAAAAGAUUAUGGACUCCUUGUUAACACAUGUGCCAUCAGUAGCAGUAUUUCAAGACGACAUUUUAAUAACUGGUAAAAAUGUGCAAGAUCACUUAAAUAAUUUGAACAAAGUUUUAAAUAUUUUGGAUGAUGCUGGUUUGAAAGUUAAUUUCAAUAAAUGUAAAUUCUUUCAAAAAGAAGUUGAAUAUUUGGGUUAUAGAAUUAAUGCGAAUGGUUUACAUCCAUCGAUUGAUAAAAUAAAAGUUCUGGAUAAAAUUCCUGCACCACAAAAUGUAUCCGAGUUAAAAUCAUUUUUAGGUGGAGUUAAUUAUUACGGUAGAUUUAUUAAAAAUAUGUCAACUGUAUUAAACCCAUUGUAUAAUUUAUUAAAGAAAAAUGUAAAAUUUCAUUGGGACGAAGAUUGUGAUAAGGCAUUUAGUCAUGUUAAAGAAAUUUUGAAGUCAACAGAAGUAUUGGUUCAUUUUAAUCCAGACCUAGAGCUUAAAUUAACAGUAGAUGCUUCAUCAGUAGGCAUUGGUGCUGUUUUGAGCCACAGAUUCCCAUCAGGUGUAGAGAAACCUAUUGCGUUCGCUAGCAGAACUUUAACUGAUGCAGAAAAAAAUUACUCACAGAUUGAAAGAGAAGGGUUAGCAAUUAUUUACGGCGUAACGAAAUUUAAUCAGUACCUGUACGGGUAUAAGUUUACACUAGUCACCGAUCACAAGCCACUUUUAAUAAUCUUCGGCGAAAAUAAAGCUAUUCCACAGCUUUCCGCUAAUAGAUUAAGGCGUUGGGCGCUUAUUUUAGCAGCUUACAAUUAUAAAAUUGAAUUUGAAUUUUUUGUUGAGGAUGAUUGCGUUAUGUGGAAUCAUAGAAUAGUGAUUCCAGCAGAGCUUCAAAAAGAGGUGCUUUCUCAAUUGCAUUCAACACAUUUAGGUGUAGUCAAGAUGAAAAGUUUAGCGCGAGGUUAUUUUUGGUUUCCAAAUAUAGAUGUUGAAAUAGAAUUAGUUAGCAAAAACUGCGAAGCUUGUUGUUGUCACAGCAAUAACCCGCCUAAAACAACAAUUUCUCCAUGGCCAAACCCUAGUGGUCCCUGGCAAAGAUUGCAUGUAGAUUACUUAGAAUUUAAUAAAAAGUAUUAUUUGGUAGUUGUUGACGCUUACACUAAAUGGUUAGAAAUUUUUCCAAUGUCAAAUAUCGCUUCGACUUUAACAAUCAAUGUUUUGAGAUCGUUAUUUUCACGAUUUGGAUUGCCCUUAACUUUGGUCUCGGAUAAUGGCAGAUCAUUAGUAUCUGAUGAAUUUGAAAUGUUUUUAAAGAAAAAUAAUAUAAAACACCUUACUAGUCCACCCUAUCACCCAUCGUCUAAUGGUGCUGCUGAAAAUGUAGUAAAAACAGUUAAAAAUGUAUUAAAAAAAUCACUUUUAAAUAAAACUGAUGGUGAUUUAAACUGCCUUUUGAGUCGGUUUCUAUUUGAUUACCGUAAUACUCCGCAUUGUACUACUGGAGUUAGUCCAGCAAUUUUAAUGUUUGGUCGUUCGUUAAGAACAAGAUUUUCUUCUUUUUUACCUUUUACCAAUAAUGAAAACGAGUUUUGUAAUAAAGAUAUUAAUGAUGUAGCUGAAAAGGUAAAAAGAGUCAAAGAAAAACAAGUAAAAUAUAGUAAGGGAAAGAGUUAUACAAAGUUUGAAAUCGAUGAAAUUGUAUUAGUUAAGAAUUACGCAAUUGUAAAUAAGCCAGUUUUUAUUAAAGGAAAGAUCGUUAAAGUGAUAGGAAAUCGUACGUAUCUAGUUGAAAUUCCAGAAUUGCAGAAGACGUGGAAAAGACAUCCAAAUCAAAUAAGAAAAUUUACUUUUGUUGAAUCACGUAUUCCUUUUGAUAGUUCUGGAAGUUCAAAUAAUAAUAAUCAGUCUAAAGAUCCUAGUAGCGAAAAUUCAUGCAACAACGAAAGCGCAGAAAGUUUAGUUAUUAACCGUCCGAAGCGCAUGAUCAAACCCGUGGAUAGAUUAUGUUAUGAGUAA
Molecule: messenger RNA, 3850 nt
Organism: Onthophagus taurus
Lineage: Eukaryota; Metazoa; Arthropoda; Insecta; Coleoptera; Scarabaeidae
Source: RefSeq, a predicted model, not a curated record